Messenger RNA from Erythranthe guttata (spotted monkey flower), 1546 nucleotides. RefSeq lists its product as uncharacterized. Gene Ontology annotation, molecular function: sequence-specific DNA binding; DNA-binding transcription factor activity. The record is from RefSeq and is a predicted model, not a curated record. NCBI's taxonomy places the organism in Eukaryota, Viridiplantae, Streptophyta, Magnoliopsida, Lamiales, Phrymaceae. Gene Ontology annotation, biological process: regulation of DNA-templated transcription.
AAGGAGAUAAGAUGGGAAAAGAAAAAGAAAUCAAAUGUAGAAGAAAACAAAAAUCUACGCGGGGCCAAGCUGUUUGUUGUCCCUUAAAAAAGAGAGUGACAAAGAAAAAGAAGCACUUUGUGAAACUCUCUUCACACUUCAUAACCCCAAAAACCAAACACCCCCUAAUAAAAAACUCUCUCUCCUCUCUUUCUCUCUCUAGAAAGAUAAAAGACAUAACUGCAAUUGAGAAAUGAAGAAGAAUCUAAGCUUUUAAUAAGAAAAAAAAAAUAUUAAUGGAGGAGAAGAUCAUAGAAAGAAAGAACACAGCAUUUUCCGACCAUCAUCAUCAGAAGAUGAUUACUCCGGCAGAAAACAGUUUAUUAUUCGACAUGUCAUCGUGCGACGACAUGUUAGAUUUCAUCAGAACCCCUUGUUCGAUAUUCGAUGAUUUGCUUCAGACUAUUACAGCACCAUCAAAUCCUCCACUAGCGGCGCUGCCUCUCUGCUCGCCGGCGUUCACUUUGCCGCCGGAAUAUUCUGAGGUUGUCAAUACUCCGGUUACACCAAAUUCUUCUUCCAUAUCUUCAUCUUCGACUGAGCCUGCAGCUGCAAAUGAUAUUGAUCAGAAAAUGAUUACUGAAAUAACUGUUGAAGAACAAGUAGAAGAAGAACAAGAGAAGACUAAGAAACAGUUGAAGCCAAAAAAGAAGAAUCAAAAAAAGCAAAAAGAAGCGAGAUUUGCGUUCAUGACAAAGAGUGAGAUUGAUAAUUUGGACGAUGGUUAUAGAUGGAGAAAGUACGGCCAGAAAGCUGUUAAAAACAGCCCUUUUCCUAGGAGCUACUACCGGUGCACAAGUACAGCAUGUGGUGUGAAGAAAAGAGUAGAGAGAUCCUCUGAGGAUCCAUCCAUUGUUGUCACUACCUACGAAGGUACACACACACAUCCCUGCCCCAUUAUGACACGUGGCACCUUCUCUAUCAUGCCGGAAACACCCUUGUUCUCCUCCGCUGGCCGUGGCGGCGGCGGUGGCUUUGGUGGUUCUAUCACCCAUAAUUAUGCCAUCCAACAAAUGUUUCAUCAUCAGCAAUUAACACCACCACCUCAUUCAUCUCUUCAACAACAAAGACAACCCUAUUUUCAUAAUUUGACACCACCACCUCCUUUGAUGAGUUUAAUUAGCCCUAAUAAUAUUAGUAGUAGUUGUAGUAAUCCUACAUUUCUUCCUCCUGUAUUUCAAGAAAGACCCUUUUGCCCCUCCGCUGCCUCUCUUGCAAGAGACCAUGGCCUUCUUCAGGACAUGCUGCCGUCCCAGAUGUUUAACGGCCCGAAGGACGAGUAGCUAGAGAAGUUAAUUAUUAAUUACUAGUUUGUAUGAAUUUAAAUUUUCUUAAUUUACUAAUUAAGUGUGAAGUUUUGGGAGUUCUCUUUAGUUAUGAACCCACUUCAUAUAUAGUUUGCUUGGACGUACUUGUUUUAGUUCAUGAUGUUCUUUUAUUAUUUAUUGUACUUGUACUUUAUUUAAUCUAUAUUGAUAUAUAAAAAUUAAUGGAUAUAUAUAUUGUA